AUGAACGAUAGCACAUGCUUCUUCAACGCAGAGGUGCUCGAUUUCCAGACCAAGAUUACCAAGUGCUCAGGGCUCAGCGACCGGAUGUACCUCCCGCCGGGCAUCCAGGCACGCCCACCACGGCUGUCUAUGGCGGAGGCUCGCACGGAGGCCGAGACCGUCAUGUUCGGUAGCCUCGACGCGCUCUUCGCGGCCACGGGGAUCGACCCACGCCGCGACGUGUGUGUGCUCAUCGUCAACUGCAGCCUCUUCAACCUGACGUCGUCGCUGGCGUGCAUGGCCGUGCACCGCUACAGGAUGCGGGAAAACGUCAAGUCGUUCAACCUCGGCGGCAUGGGCUGCAGAGCGGGGCUCAUCGCCGUCAACCUGACCAAGGGACGUGUCCGCCGUGGCCACCGCUGUGGUAGAUUGGCUUGGACUCAGAGAGGGGAGUAG
This is a messenger RNA of Phragmites australis (common reed), 435 nucleotides long. Its product is annotated as 3-ketoacyl-CoA synthase 1-like. Gene Ontology annotation, molecular function: acyltransferase activity, transferring groups other than amino-acyl groups. NCBI's taxonomy places the organism in Eukaryota, Viridiplantae, Streptophyta, Magnoliopsida, Poales, Poaceae. Gene Ontology annotation, biological process: fatty acid biosynthetic process. The coding region runs from base 1 to 435 and encodes 144 amino acids. The transcript has a single exon. Gene Ontology annotation, cellular component: membrane. The record is from RefSeq and is a predicted model, not a curated record.